CUGGUUUGUUGUGUGACAUCUGAACGCACCAAUCACUAGCGAGGAGCCUGCUUGGUCCACUUCCCCACACUGGAGGAGCUUGUCAGACACGGACGGCCGUCGAUUCAGCACCAACCAGUCAGUCAGGCAGUCAGUCAGACGGCCAGCCAAUCUUCGACAUCGUUAGCUGCAGUAGCCACCGAGUGUGAUCUCGUUCUUAUCGUCAACCUUCAUCGGAUCACUGGUGUCUAUCAGUCAGUCGGCGUGGAGAGAUGGCCGGUAUCUUGGCGUGGUUCUGGAACGAGCGCUUCUGGCUCCCCCACAACGUAACGUGGGCUGACUUGAAGAACACAGACGAAGCGACGUUCCCGCAAGCCGAGGACCUCUAUCUGGCGUGCCCUUUGGCCUUCUGCAUCUUCAUGGUGCGGCUGCUCUUCGAAAGGUUCGUUGCAAGGCCAUGUGCAGUGGGGCUGAAAAUACAAGCCAACGGGCCACAAAAAGCUCAGCCAAAUGCUAUCUUGGAGAAGGUUUUCACUGCUAUUACCAAGCACCCAGAUGAAAAAAGGCUGGAAGGAUUGUCCAAGCAGCUCGAUUGGGAUGUCCGAACUAUUCAGCGCUGGUUCCGACAAAGGCGCAACCAAGAGAAACCUAGCACUCUAGCACGUUUCUGCGAAAGCAUGUGGAGGUUUACAUUUUAUCUCUACAUUUUUACCUAUGGUGUGCGUUUCCUUAAAAAGACACCUUGGCUGUGGAACACUAAAGAAUGCUGGUACAACUAUCCUUACCAGCCACUGACAGUGGAUAUCCAUUAUUACUAUAUACUGGAGCUGUCUUUCUACUUGUCCUUGCUCUUUUCUCAAUUCACUGAUAUUAGGAGGAAGGAUUUCCUGAUUAUGUUCCUUCACCACGUGGCAACCAUCUCCCUCAUCACAUUCUCAUACGUGAACAACAUGGCCAGAGUAGGAACUCUGGUCAUGUGCCUCCACGAUGCGGCCGACGUUCUGAUAGAGGCUGCCAAGAUGGCUAACUAUGCCAAAUGUCAGAUAUUGUGCAACCUGCUGUUUGCAAUGUUUGCAAUCCUCUUCAUAAGUUCCAGGCUAGCAGUUUAUCCAGUGUGGAUUUUAAAUACCACCUUGUUUGAGAGUUGGGACAUUGUUGGGCCUUACCCAUCCUGGUGGGUCUUCAACCUGCUUCUAAUCUUGCUGCAGCUUCUUCACUCCUACUGGUCCUACCUCAUAGUAAAAACAGCAUACCAAGCCAUCUCCAAAGGAAAGGUGGGAAAAUGGAAUCCUUUACAUGUUUCAAAAGACGACUGCAGCGAUAUUGAGUCCAGCUCGGAUGAGGACAACAGCCCUCCGGCCAAACACAAACACCAUAACAACACCACCAACGGGACCAACAAAUCUCACGGGACCAACGGCUACCUGACAGGCGCGUCCUACCCCGAUGAACACUGACAUAAGCAUUACAGCACCGGAUCUACACAACCAUCCAUCCAUGUGUGUACGUGUGAGUGUGGAGAAAAUAACAUAACUCAUAGACUUCAUAACCUAGUAAUGAUGUCUAUGCAUAACUUAUCGGAUUCUGGACGUUUUGUUUUCAGUCAAUUUAAAUUAUCCUAAUCUGCAUAUUUGCAUCAGCAUUCUAAAUCUAUCCUCCCCAUCUGAUGAAUUUUUACCGCUGUAAGCAUGCUUCGUCGAUACACAGUCGUCUGGCAUUCUGGGGGUGUGUGCGUCCUAUGUUUGUAUCUUUUCAUGUUAUUUAUUUUUUUUCACGUUUACUUUCAAUGCUACACCCCCAAAGAUAUGUCAAAACGAUGAAUGGUGGGGCUGUGAUGUGUGGAAUUGCCUUCUCUUUUUUGGGAAGACAAACAUUGUCCACUUAGGCUGUAUAUGAGAUGUCAAAAACAGUAUUAUGUGUGAGCACCAGAUAUGACUAGAUGCUGUAUUCCCUGUCAAAGCAUUUUGUUAAGUCGUGCGGCGCAUUUCUGAUCGUGGUCCUUGUAAGAGGCAGUCACGAAUUUGAAUUACUCAAUAAAUAAACAUGAUAAGAAAUAUCCUAGCAAAUAUGUGUAGGUUGUUUUUUAUGAGAAAUAUUUAUAAAGUAUUGACAUAGUUUUCACCAUCAGUUGACCAGACAGCUCCCACAAACAUUGCGCCAUGCCUUACCAUUGGGUUUUCACUGUGAUAAACUGCAACACAGGCUGUGUUCAAACGCCAGAUUUAGGUGGAAAAAAGGACAAAAUUUUUUUGUUUUUUUUUUUUAACCAAAAAUGUAGACUGUUCCAUGUUCAUACAGUGCUGGCCAAAAGUAUUGGCAGCCCUGCAAUUCUACCAGAAAAUGAUUGUAAUUACAACUGCUUCGGUAUUAAUAUCUUUAUUUAUUUUGCUUGCAAUGAGAAAACACAUAAGAGAAUGGGAGGAAAAAAAUCUAAUCAUUAUUUUACACCAAACUCGAAAAAUGGGCCAGACAAAAGUAUUGGCACCCUUUGAAAAAUCAUGUGAUGCUUCUCUAAUUUGUGUAAUUAACAGCAAAUGCUACUUACCUGGCAAUACCUAAUUCACACUUGCAGCCAGUUGAAAUGGAUUAAAGUUGACUCAACCUCU
Messenger RNA from Corythoichthys intestinalis (scribbled pipefish), 2585 nucleotides. RefSeq names its product ceramide synthase 6 (gene cers6). NCBI's taxonomy places the organism in Eukaryota, Metazoa, Chordata, Actinopteri, Syngnathiformes, Syngnathidae. Bases 252 to 1436 code for a protein of 394 amino acids. The transcript has 11 exons. Gene Ontology annotation, molecular function: DNA binding; sphingosine N-acyltransferase activity. Gene Ontology annotation, biological process: ceramide biosynthetic process. Gene Ontology annotation, cellular component: membrane. The record is from RefSeq and is a predicted model, not a curated record.